GAAAACAGGGGUGAUGUGUGUGCUUUGAAUUCAAAGCUGGGUGGGUCUACAGUGUUUCACAUUCCCAAGUAACUCCCGCGCCGUGCGUUAAAGCGCUAUCAGUUUUCAGAAGGCCACGAUGUUGAUGCUGGCAGGAAUCGUCGCUCUGCACAUUACGACCAUCAUCCUGCUCCUGGUGGCCACCAUUGAUAAUGCCUGGUGGAUCACUGACUCCGUGUCAACCGACUUGUGGGGCAGGUGGGAGUUGACGAACUCAGUGUGGCAUUACACCAACCUGAAAAACUACCCUGAAGAAUACCUCCAGACGGUGCAGGCCACUUCAGUGCUGGCCUGUAUUUUUACCAUCCUGGCCCUGUUUGUGUUUGUGGCUCAGCUGUUCACUCUGCCCAAAGGCCAGAGGUUCACCUUCACUGGCAUUUUACAGCUAAUCGCCUGCCUCUGUAUAAUGAUAGCUGCCUCCAUCUACACGGCUGAGCUUCACACCAGUGACACACAGGGAAGGUACGGCCACUCCUACGUCCUGGCAUGGAUCUCUUUCGUCCUCACCAUCCUCCUAGCAAUCACCUACCUCGUCCUGCGGAAAAAGAGCGAGUGAGAGCAUAAAAAGAAUGACGGCAGGGCUCAUGUUCCUCCUGAAUAUGGGAAAUUAACGCGUAGGAUUUAUGUCAAAAAAUUUAAAAAACAAAAACAACAUUGCUGUACACCAUCUGCAGCUCGGAACAUGGGAAAACGUUCAAAUGCUAAUGAGCCAUUUGUUUACAUUUGAAUAUUAUAAAUUGAAAUGGAUCACAUGCUAACAUUACACAAAAGGCUGACAUUGACCAUUUUUUCCCCACUGAUUUAAAUUUUCCACACAGGGCGCAAACUAAUAAGGAACUCAAAAGUGCCAACUUCAUAGCAGUUCAACCACAAAAGAGCUAAUAAAUCAGUCAUUUCUAUUGUCUUUUAAAUGGUAGCUACAUGUAGAUCUGGAGAACUCAGUCUGCACCUAUAAGUGCUUUAAAGGGAACAAUUUAACAUAUUGAGGAAUAUUCUUAUCCUUGUUCUUACUUUUUUGCUGAAAGAUGACACCAGUUUCAUGUCGAUCUGUAAAAUAUAAAGCUACAACCAGUUGCUGGUUUGCUAAACCUCACUUGAACGCUCACCAAGUAGUGCCUUAUGACUCAUUUAUUUGAAUCAUACAAACAUUUAUUGUAAAAAUAAAAAGUUAUGGUUUUGCAAUGCAGUUGUGCAGGAAUAUUUCUAGACUGGGUGCAAACAAAUGAGAAACUGGUGCUGGUAGAUGGGUUUUGUUACCUGUAGAGACCGCCAGACAAGCUCUUUUUGCAUUUCCAGUCUCAAUACUGAGUUAACUGGCUGCUGGCUAUAUUGUGACAUUAAGGAUACAGACAUAAGAGUGAUUCUCAUUAGCCACGCAGCAAGAAAGUGAGAAAGCGCAUUCCCAAAUGUUAACUAUUCUUUCAAGAAUCUACCAAAGUUAAAGUGAGAAGGGUAAUUCCCUCAAAAAAAAGCCCUUGUGUCAUACUGUAGUUAAAAAUACUCUAAAGUGUAUCUGUUAUAAUCAUGUUAUGAGGCUGAGAGCGACUACUGCAGUUUUCCAGAGCUGAGGAGUGAAAAAAAAAUACUGUAUCCGAGAAGGUACGGCAUUUUGGGAAAACUACAACAUUCCUGUUGUAGUACUUGAACAAUCAGGAAAAACAAGCCUUAAUUUACAGUACAAGUAGUUUUAAUCAUGUAUCAUUCUACGACUGAAGUAUAAUGUAUCCUUUUUUGAAUCUAUGUACAUUGUAACCAUUAUAUUUUUGUAGCAUUUUGUAUUGAGUGUCUUUUUUUUAACCUUGUUUAAUUUUGUGUCUGUAGUCAGCUGCUAUCAUAAGAAAAGUACAUGCAUUUGUACAAGUGAACAUAAAGUGAACCAGGGAUGGAGGACAAUGGUGUUUCAUUUCACCAUAAUACAGAACUAUGCAAUAGAAGGUUGUGUUUGUUAUUUGCAUUGGAAUUUAAGCCAUGUCAUUUAUGAAUAAAACAAAUUAUAACACAAA
This is a messenger RNA of Stegastes partitus (bicolor damselfish), 2042 nucleotides long. RefSeq names its product epithelial membrane protein 1 (gene emp1a). Lineage: Eukaryota; Metazoa; Chordata; Actinopteri; Pomacentridae. Gene Ontology annotation, cellular component: plasma membrane. The transcript is spliced from 5 exons. The record is from RefSeq and is a predicted model, not a curated record. Bases 119 to 595 code for a protein of 158 amino acids.